GGCUCUGUGGAGCAACAGAUAGCAGAGCAGCAGUCAGAAGAAGAGAAGAAGAGGAGAAGAAAGGAGGACAUUUGCUCUUCUCUCCAUCCCUCCAUCUCUUGCUACACUUCUAUCUCCUCCCCCCCCAUCUGAACACGGGGAUCCCACAACUUUGAGGCUUUCCCCUCUUCCUCCUCCUCCUCCUCCCCACCUCCUCCUUCUUGCGCACGCUGCAUUUGCUUUGCUCCGGAGCUUUAGCGCACGCCUUUGCGACUGGAAAACGGAGACAGAGGGACACCGCAGGCGGGAGACACCGGACGGGACUGCGGAGAUGCGGGGCUUACUCCCUGCGUCCUCCGCCUCUCAUCACCAACAUCACCGCCGCGGACACACGGAUUUAAUGAUUUCGUCGUGCGAGUGUGCACGCGCGCGUGCAUGUGUCCGUGCGGUGCACAGAUGGAGCUGUGCGCUCCGAGUGUGAGCGCUGCAGACCGAGUGGCCGCUCUCCUCCCGGACACCUGCUGCUGCUGCAGCGCCGCGCUGAUGUGAGGAUGAAGAAAGUCCAAAGCUCCGCCAACAUGUGACGUUUUUCUUUGCCUCAAGGGAACUACAAAGGGGUCAAGCGCCAAAAAGAGAGGGUGUUGUAGGAGUGUGACCCCCCUCCCUCCUCCCCCUCCUCCUCUUCUGCUUCAGAGUGAAUCCAGGAUGGGUCCAGUUUGGCUCCUUGUUCUGCUCCCAUCCCUCCUCAGAGCGCAGGUGACUCCAGACUUCACAUCAGGAGUCACUGUGGAGACAAACAACAGCACUGACUCUUCAACAAACAGCACAGGAACCUCAGAUGUCUCCACCAGCCUCUCCACUUCCUUCAGACCCUCGGAGCCUUCUGGGUUUACAGUGACGCCUUCAGAAGCUCCCACACAGGAGGAAGAUGACUGGUCACCAGCAGAGACCUUCCUGUACACUGGAGACCCUUCCACUCUGGAGACGGCCCGCUGCUCACGGGCGUACAGCUCGCCGGGGCAGCCCGGAUCCCUGCCCGUCAGCUUUAGUGCCCCCCUCCGGCCAGCUCAGAAUGCGCUGGCCAGCACCGCCAACUUCCUCAAUAUGAUCUUCCAGGCCAGUGACCUGCGGGAGAGCACAGUGCAGGAGGACAUGGAGUGGUACCAUGCUCUGGUCCGCGCCCUCCUGGAGGCCGACCUGCUCAUCCGGCGGGCCCUGCUGACCUUCGACGCUGACCCGACAUCCCCAGUGCCACAGCUGGUGCUCUGUGCCUCCCGCAACCCGACAGCCAAGGUGCAGACCAUCAUCCUCCAGGACUUAUCCAAGUCGUGGGGGAGCCUGCACCCGCCUGCCCCAGCCCCCGACGACAGCUGGUUCAGAAGCUUUAAAUUCCCAGAGUCCAACCAGCCGAUGGCGGCCCUGUCCAAGAGGGUGCUCCUCAAUGACCUGAGCACCUUGGACACACCCAAGUGGAGGCAGGGUGACAGCUACGUGACCAAUCACAGCGGUGUGCGCUGGGGCAGCGCCCCUUUCCUCGACUGCAGGGAUGGACGCUUCGUUCCCAACUGGAUGCUCACCCUGUCAGCAUCUUUCUACGGCCUCAAGCCUGACCUGACACCAGAGUUCAGAGGUGUGAUCCGUGUGGAUGUCAACAUUCAAGACAUCGACUUGGACCAGUGUGCAACAGGAGACAGCUGGUUUGCUGAUACCCACCAGUGCAACCGAACCACCAUGGAGUGCGUACCAACUCCAGGCCAGGGCUUUCGACUGGGUCAGUACUGCUGCCGCUGUAAAGAGGGUUACUACAACCCUGAGAUAGCCCCUCGGGACUCAGGUGUCGAUGCAGAUGGCGGCCCUGUGAACGCGAGUGAUGACGGCGGCGGCGGUGUGUGCUACCCGAACAUGCCCAUCUGUCUCCCGUGCUGGCCGGGCUGUAAGAGCUGCCAGGACAGUACCCCCUGCUGGGUGCAAGAGGCCUGGCUUCUCAGGGGCGCCGUGCUGGCCGUCCAGGGCGUCUUCAUGCUCCUCAUCUUCGUCAGCAUGCUGGUGGCCUACAGGCAUCGUAGAAACCGGAGGAUCCGGGCGUCCGGUCUCCUGCUGCUGGAGACGAUCCUGUUCGGCUCUCUGCUCCUCUACUUCCCGGUGUUCAUCAUGUACUUCAAGCCGAGUACAUUCAGGUGUAUUCUGCUCCGCUGGGUCCGAAUGCUCGGCUUCUCCAUCGUCUACGGGACUGUCACACUGAAAAUGUACAGGGUCCUGAAGGUGUUCCUCUCGCGCACGGCCCAGAGGGUGCCCUACAUGUCCAGCCUCCACUUGCUGAGGAUCCUGGGAGUGAUGCUGAUGACGGUCAGCUGGUUCCUGUGUGCGUGGACGGUCGGCGUCCUGCAGAACCGCGACAGGAACAUCCCGGUGUUCAUCACAACCAACACGUCGGACGGUCAGGGGUUCAACCUGUGUUACCUGGACCGCUGGGACUACAUGAUGGCUGUGGCUGAGCUUCUGUUCCUGUGCUGGGGCAGCUCCCUCUGGACCGCCGUCAGGCCGGUCCCCUCAGCCUUCCACGAGCCUCGCUACAUGGGCAUCGCCAUCCACAACGAGCUGCUCCUCUCCUCCAUGUUUCACCUGCUCAGGUUCACCUUUCCCUCUCUUCAUCCUGAUUGGAUGUUGUUGCUCUCCUUCACGCACACCCAUGUGACCAUCACUGUGACGCUCGCCCUGCUCUUCAUUCCAAAGUUUCUCUAUGUGUCUAAGCCGGGGAGAGAGGAGAUUGCAGCAGAGGUAUAUGAAGAUGAAGUGGACCUGCGGCGCUCCGGCUCGUACCUCAACAGCAGUUUUCACUCUGCUUGGAGUGAGCACAGUGGAGUGGACCCGGAUGACUUUCGGGAUGAAUUGAAGAAGUUAUAUGCCCAGUUAGAAGUCCACAAGACCAAGAAGAUGACAGCAAACAACCCUCAUCUGUCAAAGAAGCGAAGUUCCCGAUGUGCGUUGGGGAGAUCCAUUAUUAAACGCAUUGCUGAGAUCCCAGAAAGCAUGAGCCGGCAGUGCAGCCGCGAGGAAAGAGAUGGAUCCUUCCACAGUAGAAUCAGUGUGAAUCGGCCCGACUCUUUUAGGAGGGGCCCAGAUACUGUCAGUAUCAGUUACAAAAGUUCGAUGAAAUCAUCAUCACCGUCACCGUCCAUGCGCAAGUCCCAAAGUGAUCAUCACUAUGUCAGGGAAAGAGACCCAUCCUUACGUGACUCCAUGUUAAAGGCCAACGCUGUGAAAAGGUCAUCACGGCGAUCUGAGACAGACUCCUUGGAUAUUCCACCAGGGGUCUGCAAGUCAGCCAGUGCACAAAAUCUUACAAUUGAUACCAAUCUCCUGCAUCCUGAUCACACCAGGCUUCAUAAGUCCUGGAGUUUAACUUCCACAACUGCUCAUUCAAUGGAGAACAUAGCCAAGGUGAACAGAGCCAGCACAGUGCUGACGAGGUCUAGGCAGAGCAUGUCAAUUAGUGACCAGACCAGGAGUGCUCUCCAGUCAGAGUCAUAUGACAAGGCUGAGGUCUGUCCUUGGGAGGUGGAACCAGAACAAUCAGGGGACAAGAACCAGAAGCAUGUCACCUAUGCCAACACUGAGGAUUGUGAGAUAAAAGGGCCACCAUCUCCAGAGGUGCUUAUCUGUCCCUGGGACCAUAUACCAUCUGUCGAAAAGAAUCCUUCAGUGGAUAAGGGAAUAGGUGAAACUGAGUCCCCCAAACCACAAGCCCCUGUGUCUGCAAGUGCACCGGGCACUCCUAGACCAAAGUUCACAAAAGAUCAACGUGUCUUCUCCUUCCGCACCACCACCACUAAGUGGCUCUCUGUGAAAUCAGUGAUGGGAUCUAUGGACGCAGGGAGCAGAUCCAGUAAGGAGGGAAAUUUAAACAAAGAGGAUGCCGUUUCACAAAAAAGUCAGGAAAGUGUUUCCACAACACCAAGAUCAGGAACAUCUAGUAGACGUCCAAGCAUGGAAAAGAGGUCACUGCAGAAAAGAAGUAAGACAGUAGAUAAACCAUGCCUUGUGAAGCAGAAUGCCAUCAGACUGUCCUCUGGGGAUUCUGGGGAGAGAAGCCCAAGAAGGCUCGUGAUUGUAAAAUCUGCCGUCUACCCUUGGGACAUGGAUGAUAUGCAAAAAGAUGGCACCUAUGAAAAUGUGUUUUUAUCAAGGCAGAACAGCAAACGUGGUAGUAUCACUUCUUGGGAAACUGCCAGCAGCUGUAGAACUCCUUCAACUCACAGAAGAGGUAGCAAUCGAAUCACACCAGUCCGCAAUAUUUCCCAAACAGAUGUAUGUCCAUGGGAUGGAGCUGGUACUUCCCACGAAGGAGAGGGACUAAAGAAGCAGCAGAGCGUUAAAGCAGAUGUCUGCCCUUGGGAAUCACAGGUAUCAGAACCAUCUAAUGUAUGUCCCUGGGAAUCUCAAGGGCAAGGUAAUGUGAGAAGACAAGGAAGUGGCCGUGGUGAAGCGUGUCCUUGGGAAACACAGGAUAUUCCUGUUAUUUGUUACACUAAUACAUCCACAGAUUCACAGGCACAACUGUCUUUAAAACAUACAGCAAAUGUAUGUCCCUGGGAGACUGCAGAAAGUCCCCAACCUUCAAUAAGGCAAGGUAACGAAUAUGCUAAUGUUUGUCCUUGGGAUGCUCAGGACAAGGCUGAAGUUGUAUAUGAAAACCUAAAUCCUUUGGAAGCUAAGGGAUCACUGUCGGUGCCUAUUCGACAAGAAGUUUUGAAGCCUGCUAUCUAUCCUGGUGCAUCAAAAGAAAGUUCACCAAAAUCACCUGCCCUGCAUAUAGGUAGACAAGUGACCAAGGCAGCAGAAAGUUGUCCAUGGGAUUUCCCUGAUCCCCCUAAAAACGUGGGGAAUAUUUGCCCAUGGGAAGAAGAGAACACUGAGCCAACAAAUACAGGCUCAAGUACACAAAUGACCAUCAAGAUAGAUAUUUGUCCCUGGGAAACUGGAGAAUCAGACAAACCAGAAGACUCGCAAAAAGGUGUCUCAACUCUGAAAGCUGCUUCCGCAGAGACUGAUGGGAAAGAUGACAGAAAAGGAAACGUAUGUCCCUGGGAAAUGGACCAGCCUGAAAAAACUGCAGUUACCAAGAUGGUAUCACAAGGACUGGAAAGGCCGGCAGAUGUUUGUCCAUGGGAUAGUGCCGAACCAGAGUUGGGAAAGCCACAAGUCCCUAAAACAUCAGAGAGUCAUGUAAAGCAAGACACAGCUCGCACAAAUGUUUGUCCAUGGGAUACAGAGGAUGCAGGGGCAGUCAAAACUGAAGUAUCAAACGCAUCAGAGAGGCUACAAAGACAAGGAAAUUCACGGGAAGACGUUUGCCCUUGGGACACAGAGGCCCCAAAAGUUCUGACAAAGCAAGACAGCGCUCGGGCAGAUGUUUGUCCAUGGGAAACAGAAGAGACAAAAGUUUUAAAAAAGCAAGAUAGCGCUCUUGGAGAUGUUUGUCCAUGGGAAACAGAAGAGCCGAAAGUUUUAAAAAAGCAAGAUAGCGCUCGUGGAGAUGUUUGUCCAUGGGAGACAGAAGAGCCGAAAGUUUUAAAAAAGCAAGAUAGCGCACGGGAAGAGGUUUGUCCUUGGGAUUCAGAUGAGCCAAAGGUUUUCAGAAAGCAAGAUAGUGCACGUGCAGGUGUUUGUCCAUGGGAGACAGGUGAGCCAGGAGAUGUCAAAAAGCAGGAUAGUGCACGGGGAAGUGUUUGUCCAUGGGAGACUGAUGAACCAGAAGUUGUCAAAAAGCAGGAUAGUGCACGGGGAAACGUUUGUCCAUGGGAGACUGAUGAACCAGAAGUUGUCAAAAAGCAAGAUAGCACUGAAACAGAUGUUUGUCCCUGGGAAUCUAAGGAUCCACAAACCUCAACUGAAAAAGUUCAUAUUCCCUACAGUGACCAAGAUGAUGUCACAGCAAACCAGGGUCCAUGCAGUGAAGAAGAGAUUCCAGCAGAUAUCGGCACAGAGCACGGGUCUAAAGAAAACUUAGCCCUGGGCCGACGGGAUGCUUUGUGUCCCUGGGAGAUGGUAAGGAGCAGAUCUGGUUCAUUCACAGACAAUGCCUCAGAUGUCUUUACAUGGGAGCCUGAGAAUAUUCCUGAGGAAGAUGAGGAGGAUGAUGCAGAAUGUGCUGCUGAGGCUCUUGUAUUCCCGCCUGACUUGUGAUCUAAAUCUAGCCAGCAUUUGCUUUCACUUUUGACCCCUCCCGCUAAAUCAAGGGGAGUGUGAACUCUGUAAAACCAUUUGGGUGGCACCCUGUUGAUGAUCUAGGGGAACUUUGAAGUUUUUAACUUCUCCAGCUCUACAGGGAGGUCAGAGGACAGGGUCUGCUCACGAACAGAAAGCCCUUUCUUGUGGACAUUUACGUGGGCUAAUCAGACAGGACUUAGGGCUGUUAAAUCAGGUUGGACUAUAUUUGGGCCAUGCCGCUGUCUAAUAAAGAAGCCUGUAGUAGACUUGAUGAGCUGAACACAAUAAGUUGUGUAUACCUGACUGAAAAAAAGUUUCUUUAGCUGAAGCACAGACUGCAUUGUGUCCCUCGUGAAACCAGCAAUGAACUACAGACAGACAUUUCUUGGCUGAUGGAAGGGCAUCUAAAGCGUUUAGAUGAAGCCCCUAUUCCUCCUGCUUCUACCCUCCAUUUUUAAUUGAAAUGUUUUUUGUGUCUUUGUAUGUUUUUAGGUGAUUAUACACGUAUUUGCCAUAUUCAUACAGUGUGUUGGACCCAUGAUUGGGGUGAAUAUGUUACAAAGCCUGCACUUGACAAGUCCAGAGUGCGUGCAAACACAGAUAUAGCACAACAGAUGGAACUCUAAGUUUAACCAGCAUCCGCCAGAUAAAUUCAGUUUAAUUUUGUUCUUUUGUGGAAAUUUUAUUUUUGAAGUACAAGUGUUAAGUGUAAAGCAGUGCCGCCAGGACUACAGUGGAUGUCAAAUUACAUUUUUUAUCAAGUAUUUAUGAUUGAUAAAACUAUGCAUACCUGUUUGCUUAAUGAUGAUUUAAUGACUAAACGCCAAUGAUUAAUAUUACGCUCUCACUUUUGAUUCAGUCACAAUAAAGGGAAAAAUAGCAUUCCACCAUUUAAAGAAACAAUGCCAAAAACUGCAUAAAUCACCAUAAACUCGAGACCUACACCCUAAAAACUUUACCCGUUACUGUGGAGUGAAAACUGCAUAAUUGUUUUAUGUCUGGGCAUUCGGAAAGUCUUGUCAGCACAUUUAUGCACUGGAUACCAGUUUAACUAAGAUGGGACAAUGAGAUUAACAUUAAAAACUGUGCUUUCUAAAUGUUUGGUAAUCGCGACGAACAUCAAAUUGGACAGGACAUUUGUGUUGCAGUUAACUUGACCUGCUGCCAACUCUGAAAUUUACCAAAUGUUGUGCAAGUACAGUGCAAGUUGGGGACCUGAAGCCUCAGUUUCAAUAGCAAAUAGGGCUCCCCCAAUUUAGUUGAUCAGUUGCUAGUUAAUGUUUUGGUCAAGGACAUAAGUUUUUGUCAGGGUUCUGUAUGCAGAUGAUAUUUGUCAUUAUAGUCAUAUUUUUCUUGUUCUGUGCAAGAGAUUCCUCUGCAUGACUUCAUUGAUAUGCAGAUGGCCAGUAAUACUAGGCAUAUAAUGAGAUUUUUAAAAUUCAAUUUAUGUUUUAGUCUUUUAAAUAUUAGGUAUCUUCAUUAGCUAGAAAUGUCUUCACAUCAUGAGUGGCCCUACAUUACAAUGUCUGACAUCAGUACUAUUUUAAAGGUCCAGGAUUUAGGGGGAUUUAUUGGCAGAAAUGGGAUACAAGUAUGUUUUCUUAAGUGUAUACUCACUGGAAAAUUAGUAUUGUUGUGUUUUCAUUGCCUUAGAAGAAGCUGUGUGUGUAUCUAAAUAGGAAGCAGGUCAUUGUCGAUGGAGAUCACCAUGUUGCACUGCCAUGUAGCCCAGAACAGACACACCAAACAGUGGUUUUAGAUAGGACCAUUAGCGUUUUCAAGUCAACCACCAUAGUUAGCAGCCCCUCCAAGACAAAGUUGCUUUUUAAAGUGUUUUUUACCAGUUUUAAACACCAGGUCUGUUUGUUUUGGAGAGGAGGAGACCUCGGCAGAUAAUUUAGCUCCUGGGAAAAAAAUUAUAUGGAUCUUAAGUUAUCAGCCAAAACAGGUGAGCACAGAUUAGCAAGUGCUGGGCUAGUGGCCCAUCUCUGAUGAGCCAAACACUGUAGGAGAAACAUGGAUUUGUAACGUGAAACUGCUUUAUUAAGUGUUUUUUUUUUACCAUUUUUAAUCACCUGGUCUGUUUGUUUUGGAGAGGAAGAGACCUCUGCUGAUAAUUUGGCUCCCAGUAAAAACCUCCUGAACAAUGAACACUGAAGGAAUUCUCAUCAGGAGAAGUUGCAACUGCCUGCAAUCUGCACCCUCUCCACUAGAUGCCACUAAAUGCCCCUAAAUCUUACACAGUGGACCUUUAAAGAAUCAUUACUCUACGUUUCAGAUACGGACUGCAACUUUUUCAAAAGCAGUAUUAUGUUUGAAAAGCUUUUGUGGUGAAUAAAACUUACAAUAUUAACAGUUUUCUGUAUUGAUGUAAUUACGUCACACGUCUAUGCCAGCAAUCUGUGAAAUCAGGUGUCAGUUUUUCAGGAUUUCUGCAACAGUGUCAUUUAGUCCCAAACAGCUGCAGUGAUAUUUUUCAUUCAGCGACCCCAUUGUUGAAAUACUGCGCCGAAUUUUUUGUCGAUGGAGUGACCUCGUUUUGUGAGCAUUGUUGCAUGUUAGUGUGUUUUUUGGAUGAGCGUGCUGUAAUUUGUUGUCACGUAUAAAAAGAAAUGUUGUUACACACCCCUUGAUUUGCAUAAAGAAACAGCCUGUGUUCUGUUUUCAAUUUUUGUACGCAAUAUCUUCAAUGAAAGAUUAUUCUGAUAAGAAAACAUCCACUGAA
Messenger RNA from Epinephelus moara (kelp grouper), 8914 nucleotides. RefSeq names its product G protein-coupled receptor 179 (gene gpr179). Gene Ontology annotation, cellular component: membrane. Gene Ontology annotation, molecular function: G protein-coupled receptor activity. The transcript has 11 exons. The coding region runs from base 685 to 6165 and encodes 1826 amino acids. The record is from RefSeq and is a predicted model, not a curated record. Gene Ontology annotation, biological process: G protein-coupled receptor signaling pathway. Lineage: Eukaryota; Metazoa; Chordata; Actinopteri; Perciformes; Serranidae.